AAUAAAUAUAAAAACUGACGCUUUCUUGGAAAGUGUGUAUUUUCAUAGAACAGCCCUCUUUGUUUUUCUCUUCGCUCCAAUGCGUUCCCAAAAAUAAAUGGAGUUUUGAACCUUGGUUUGAACUAUCUUCGGAAUCACUAGUUUUCAUUCAUCGUGUAGCAUUUUGACAGUUGCAAAUUUUUGUUGGUAAACACAUGAGUUUUGAAGUCAGAAUGCUACGCUAGUUUUACAAAGUAGAUGCAGUUUUGCUUGUUUUCUGAAUGAAAAACAUAAAGUUUUAAAGUUAAUUUAGGCAAAUUGUGUUGUCUACAAUGGAACACUUUUGGGAAAAACUUUCCAAAGAGGUCGGCCCUAUUUCCACCACAGUCCAGAUGGCUCUCGAGCAAACCAAAUUCAUCCACUCGGGGCUUGUCUACUUGGACAACACAACGAUCGACUACAUCGAAUCGGACAUUCGUCGGUUGCCAAAGUUGCUGAACAAAUCCGAUGCGGAAGUUGCCGACAUGCUGGGUGGCUAUCAGGGAAGUAUUCAGGAUUUUCACUUCACGGCCGGUGAACGAUGUGUGCUGAAGAUGAUUGCCGCCAAGGUUAAGGAGCUUGGAUUUCAGCAUUUUGUCCAGGAGCCGGAGGGUGAAGAAUCGUACGAUGAAAGUAGUAAUUUGGAAAUUCCGGUGCCCACGGAGAAAAUUUAUAGCGUCCCGGAGUUGGUUCCGAAUGCGGAUGAAAUCGUUGAUGAAGUUAAGAACAAAAUAUUCAACUAUUAUGACUUCAGACGAGAAAACCAUGAACUAGAAAAACCGUUUUUUGACAGACUUCAACUGAUCCAGGUGGAGAUCAGACGCGACUAUUUAGGAGAUAUGGCUCGGGUGGUUUGUCCGUUCUGCGACCAGGGGUGUCCUACAGCGGUAAUCAUUCGGCGGGAUAAGCCGGGCACGUGGAAGGUUUCCAACUUUUCAGGACACGUCAAAGCCAGACACGAUGAUAUGGAGUUUCCGGGUAAGCAGAAUAUAAAAGUGCGGAGAUGUCGCCGGCGAUCGGAAAAACGAAAUGAAUUUACGGACGAGAUGAUGAUGUAUUCGAUCGAAGAAUCUGACGUUAAGAUUGAAAUGUAAGGUAGUAUUGCUCGAAUUAUGUGUGACUGAUCGUUUAUUUAUUUGUAUUGUACUUUUGAGACCAUUCCAAAGUAUGGAAGCGUGUGAUAUGAUUUGGAUUUCUCAAAAUAAAUGCCAUCUCUUUUACCAUU
Aedes albopictus (Asian tiger mosquito) is the source of this 1243-nucleotide messenger RNA. RefSeq lists its product as uncharacterized. Lineage: Eukaryota; Metazoa; Arthropoda; Insecta; Diptera; Culicidae. The record is from RefSeq and is a predicted model, not a curated record. The coding region runs from base 312 to 1112 and encodes 266 amino acids. The transcript is spliced from 3 exons.